Messenger RNA from Didymodactylos carnosus, 2100 nucleotides. The record is from the annotation of a GenBank genome assembly. NCBI's taxonomy places the organism in Eukaryota, Metazoa, Rotifera, Eurotatoria, Philodinida, Philodinidae.
AUGAAGAAAAUUAAACGUGAUUCAAAUAAUAAUAAAACAAAUCUCGAUUCUCAAUUAACUAAUGGAAAAAAUACAACAAUUACCAAAACAGAUUUGAAUGCCAUGUCAUCACAAUCGUUUGGAAACUUGGUUUUAAAUCACAAUACAUAUCGAGCAACAAAUGAACCAUCAAAUCACAAAAGCAGUACAAAUAAUCAUAAUAGCACACAAGUCUAUCAACCACCAAAUUUAGGCCUGAUACCACCUAAUCUACUAAAUAGUGUAUUUUGUAAUGAUCCUUUGAUAAUACAAUCGACAGCCGUUGCCGCGUGUCUAGCAAAUAAAAUAACUUCCAGUCUAUCCCAGCAACAAUUUCCAUUACUACCAGUCAGUUUUGAUCCCAAUACAAAUCCACUAGUUUAUUUACAAUUGUUAAAUGCUAAUGCUAUGUUUAUGCAGCAAUUAGCAACUUUUAAUCCACUGCUAAUGACUCCUGAAAUAAAGAAUUCAUUAUUAUCAGCCGUUACAAACUGCCAAUCUAAUGAUAUCGCCCAACAAUUACAAAAUCAAUUAAAUAACGGUCAUCCUAAUAUCUAUCCGAGAUCGCGAAAUACACCAUCACUAUAUCAAAACGGUACAACCGGAGCUAAUGUUAGUACAGUAGUAUCACCAAUUAACAAUAAGUUACAGUCACUAUCAGUACCACUAAACUCAUCGGUAAUAACAACUGUAAGCAAUGAUGCUACAACAGAUAUGAGUGAGAAUCAAUUGCCACUUCCACAGGGUAAACGAAACUUGACAUCAAGCACCACUCGACUUACAAUUCCACCCAAAAAAUCGCUAACAUUACAAGCUGAUUCUAACGUAUUUGCACCAAAAACUGGUCCAAUGACUCAGGAACAAAUUGCUGAACAUGCACGACUUGUCUAUGAACGUGCACUACAACGAAAUCAACUGAGGCAACAAAGUGAUUUAAUGAAACAUGUAUAUGAUACAUUAAAUAAUAAAAAAUCAAAUAUAGCUCAACCAAUAAUAAAAUCAGUCACAAAUUUAUCCAAAUCAAAUUUAGGGACUACAUCCGGUAAUCAUGAGAUUAUUAAAGCAACAAUUUUGUUGGAAAAAAAUUCCAACGAUCUUUUUGUUCCCGGUGUUCCUAACAGCAAUGGUGGCGAACCCGGUAACACUUUGGAUUCAUUGAUAAAAACGACAGAAGAAGAAAUAGAAUCUAGUAGUAAUCAAUGCAUAAGUCGUUAUGAUAACACUACUCUAUUAUUACCAUCAACAUUAUCAGAUAAUACCGGUCGAAUGAUGAAAAGUGAAGAUGAAAGAACAAUAUCAACAACUAUCAUUCCGCACCAAUCAAUUUUAGAUCCAGCUGCACCUGUCUUUUUUCCCCGUCGAAUUGUGAAAUGUAGUAUUGGUGAUGGUGUUGAUAAUGAAACAUCAAGUUCAUCAUCAGAUUCUGAUUAUAAUGAUUUUAAUUAUUUAGAUCAAUUUUUAGAUGAAUUUUAUAAUUCCUUUAAUGAAUGUGAUAAUCAUUUAAUUAUAUUACGUGAUAAUGGUGGUAAUAAUGAUCGUGGUAAAAAAACAUCAACAAUAGCGAAUUCUUGUCCAAUUAAUAAAAGUCAACGAUAUAUAAACAAUAGUGUUUUGGGACAAGGUGAUGCAUCAAGAGUUGAUGUCUCAAAUUCAGUCGACAAUUCAACAACAACAACAAAAACAUGUAAAGAUAUAUUAAAUGAUAAUACAUAUAGUAACAAUGAUAGAGAAGAAGAAAAUCCGUCCGUAGUGUUGUCUACGAGUAAUCAAAACGAUUUUUGCCAAUAUUCAAUUCAUCAACUACUUGAUCGUUAUAGAAAUCCACGAUGUCAUAUAGUAUUACCAGAAUGGUCACGUUUAAGUUUAAUUUUAUCGUCUGUUUGUACGAUGCGCACUCAUACCUAUAAAAUAAAACGUUAUUUUGCAUAUCGUCGACGAUUACGCGAAAAUGAAGAUUUUUAUUUAACUACAACGAUAGACAAUGGUAAAGAAAAAAAUCUUAAAUAUUCAUUAUCAAAUGAUAAUAAUUUAAAUGAAAUAACUUCGUAUAUGAAUCAAGUCAUAUUGAGUUCACAAAGCUAA